AUGACCUCAGUCCCUACAUACUCAGGCCCAGCCGCGGCCGAGGAUGGUCUCGCUGCCUGGCUCCGCUACGCACGCAUCCCCGACGCAGCAGACCAUGUCAACAGCAUCCCCUCGACCGUGGUGGCCCUCAGCACCAACCAGUCCAGCCCCGUGUACACGGCCGGCGUGGAGCUGAAGCAAGGGCUCCUGGGGAUUCUGGGCAAGUCCGUCUCGGUGACCACUUCUCUUGCCCUCUCUUCCUCGCAGCAGCAGCAGAACGCCUCGACGUCUUCCAUCACAGUCGGCACUUUCGACGCCUACACCCAGGCAGGCGGUGCGGCUACCACCGCCAACACAUCCGCCCUUCUCCUCCAGGGCGAUGGGUUCUGGCUCGACACGACACAGGACGACAACGUCCUCAUCCUCUCCCACACGGAACGAGGCGCCCUCUACGGCACCUUCACGUACCUCGCAAAGCUGGCCCAGGGCAACUUCACGCCCGUCGCCUACGCCAGCAACCCCAACGCGCCCGUCCGCUGGGUGAACCAGUGGGACAACCUCGACAGCAGCAUCGAGCGCGGCUACGCCGGGGCCAGCAUUUUUUUUGCGGACGGCGUGGUGCGGCAGAACCUGAGCAGGGUCGCCGACUAUGCCCGCCUGCUGGCCUCGGUGGGGAUCAACGGUCUGAUCGUGAACAAUGUGAAUGCCGACGAGAACAUGCUCAACGACACCAACGUCGCGGGGCUGGGCCGCAUUGCAGACAUCAUGCGGCCCUAUGGCGUGCAGGCCGGGAUCUCGCUCAACUUUGCCAGUCCCAACGCCACCCUGGGCACCUUUGACCCUCUCGACCCGGCCGUGCAGGCGUGGUGGACCAACAUCACAGACUACAUCUACCAGACGGUGCCGGACCUCGCAGGGUUCCUGGUCAAGGGGGACAGCGAGGGCCAGCCCGGUCCCCUGUCCUACAACAGGACGCUGGCCGAGGGCGCCAACCUGUUCGCCAGGCCCACGGCCCCCUACGGCGGCGUCAUCAUGUACCGGGCCUUUGUCUACAACGACGAGCUCAACGAGACGGACUGGUACGCGGACCGGGCCAAGGCCGCCGUGGACUACUUCCAGCCGCUCGACGGCCAGUUUGACGACAACGUCGUGGUGCAGAUCAAGUACGGCCCCAUCGACUUCCAGGUGCGCGAGCCCACCAGCCCGCUCUUUGCCAACCUGGUCGACACCAACGUCGGCAUCGAGCUCGAGGUCGCCCAGGAGUACCUGGGCCAGCAGUGCCACCUGGUCUACCUGCCGCCCCUGUGGAAGACGGUGCUGGACUUUGACCUGCGCGUCGACAACCAGACCUCGCUCGUGCGUGACAUUGUCGGCGGCCGCCGCUUCAACAGGACCCUCUCUGGCUCUGCCGCUGUCGUCAACGUCGGCAUGAACGCCACCUGGCUCGGCAGCCACCUGGCCAUGUCCAACCUGUACGGCUAUGGCCGUCUCGCCUGGGAUCCUGCUCUCGACCCGGAGCCCAUCCUCCAGGACUGGAUCCGCCUGACCUUUUCGUCCGACGACACUGUUGUCGACACACUCACUGAGAUGUCCAUGUUGUCCUGGCCCGCCUAUGAGAACUACACGGGCAACCUGGGCAUCCAGACCCUGACCAAUAUUCUGGGCAACCAUUAUGGGCCUAAGCCUCAGUCGCAGGAUGGAAAUGGCUACUGCCAGUGGACCCGCGCAGGCCCAACAAUGGUAGGCAUGGACCGCACCGUCUUCAACGGCACAGGCAACGGCACAGGCUACAGCGCCCAGUACCCGCCCCAGGUGUACCAGCAAUACGAGGACAUAGCCACCACUCCCGAUGACCUGCUUCUCUGGUUCCACCACGUCCCCUGGACCCAGCCCCUCCACUCGGGCACCACCGUGAUCCAGCACUUCUACGACGCCCACUACGCCGGCGCCCAGACCGCUCAGGACCUCGUGCGCAUGUGGAGGUCCCUCGAGGGCCGCCCCGGCGUCGACCCCCAGCGCUACGGCGAGGUCCUGCACAGGCAGGUCUACCAGGCCGGCCACGCCCUCGUGUGGCGCGACAGCAUCGUCGACUUCUACUACAACAUGACCUCCCUCCCCGACGCCCAGGGCCGCGUCAUGCACCACCCCUACCGCAUUGAGGCCGAGGACAUGACCCUCGACGGGUACGAGAUUCUCUACGUCGAGCCAUUUGAGGCCGCCAGCGGGUACAAGGGCAUCAUGACCACCACCAACGACACCGCCGGCACUGCCACCGCCCUGGUUUCCUUCGACACUGGUGUCUAUGACCUCGCUGUCAACUACUUCGACGUCAUCGGUGGCAGGGCCCGCUGGGAGGUCUUCCUUGGGAAUAGGUCCGUCGGCUCCUGGGUCGGCGAUAUGGAGGACACUCUAGGCCACGCCCCGAGCCAGCUUCCCGAUGAGAGCGCCGCCACCAGGAUCACCUUUACGGGCGUCAGCGUCACCAAGGGUGAGGAGCUCAAGCUUGUGGGGACCCCCGAGGGUAUCGAGGCUGCUUUUGUGGAUUAUGUCAGUUUCCUGCCGCAGGGAAUUAUAGACUAG
Molecule: messenger RNA, 2559 nt
Organism: Cryphonectria parasitica EP155
Lineage: Eukaryota; Fungi; Ascomycota; Sordariomycetes; Diaporthales; Cryphonectriaceae
Product: family 67 glycoside hydrolase
Exons: 3
Coding region: 1-2559 (852 amino acids)
Biological process (GO): xylan catabolic process
Cellular component (GO): extracellular region
Molecular function (GO): alpha-glucuronidase activity
Source: RefSeq, a predicted model, not a curated record